UAAGUAGUUGCAAUUUUCCCAAAUGUCAAACACACCAAUUCUCACAAAAAUCAAGAAAGUGCACAAUUUUUUGAAGCAAUUUUAGGCAUUAUGGCUGUGGGGGAUAAUAAUAAUUUACAAGUGCUUAAUGCACUUGAUUUGGCCAAAACUCAACUCUACCAUUUUACAGCCAUUGUUAUUGCUGGAAUGGGAUUUUUUACUGAUGCCUAUGAUCUGUUUAGUAUUUCUCUUGUUACUAAAUUGCUUGGGCGUUUAUACUACACCAAACCGGAUCUUUUGAAACCCGGAACACUCCCUCCGGCCGUAUCGGCCUCGGUGACGGGUGUUGCCCUUGUUGGCACCCUAGCCGGCCAGCUAUUCUUUGGCUGGCUAGGUGACAAAAUGGGACGAAAAAAGGUGUAUGGUAUGACUUUAGUUCUCAUGGUUGUGUGUUCUGUUGCUUCAGGGCUCUCCUUAGGUAGUACCCCUAAGGGUGUUAUGACUACAUUGUGUUUUUUUAGGUUUUGGCUUGGAUUUGGUAUUGGUGGUGAUUACCCUUUAUCCGCUACCAUCAUGUCUGAAUACGCUAACAAAAAGACACGUGGUGCAUUCAUAGCCGCGGUUUUCGCUAUGCAAGGGUUUGGAAUUUUGUUUAGUGGGAUAGUUGCGCUUAUCACCGCAGCUGGAUUCGAUCACGCGUAUAGAUCCCCAACUUUCGAGGAAAAUGCUGCUCUAUCUACGGUACCACAAUCGGACUACAUUUGGCGUAUCAUUCUCAUGUUUGGCUCUUUGCCAGCUGCCCUCACUUACUACUGGCGCAUGAAAAUGCCCGAAACAGCACGUUACACGGCUCUAGUCGCGAAAGACGCGAAAAGAGCCGCGCAGGACAUGGGUAAGGUACUACAGGUGGAAAUUGAAAGCGAGGAAUCAAAAAUCGAGCAAAUUUCAAGGGAUGAAACUAAUCAAUUCGGUCUGUUCUCGUGGGAAUUCGUUAGACGGCAUGGAUUGCAUUUAUUCGGAACGUGUUCCACGUGGUUUUUAUUAGAUAUUGCUUUCUACAGUCAGAAUUUGUUUCAGAAAGAUGUGUUCUCCGCCGUUGGAUGGAUCCCUAAAGCUCCAACAAUGAAUGCUGUUCAGGAAGUUUACAAAAUUGCCAGAGCGCAAACACUAAUUGCGCUCUGUAGCACGGUGCCAGGGUACUGGUUCACCGUGGCGUUUAUUGACAUUAUUGGAAGGUUCGCUAUCCAAUUGAUGGGAUUCUUCUUCAUGACUGUGUUUAUGUUUGCGAUUGCCAUCCCUUACCAUCAUUGGACAUUGGAGGCUAACCGCAUUGGAUUCAUUGUAAUGUAUUCCCUUACAUUUUUCUUUGCGAAUUUUGGGCCGAACGCUACUACAUUUGUGGUCCCGGCGGAGAUUUUCCCAGCGAGGCUUCGAUCAACAUGUCAUGGAAUUUCAGCGGCUGCAGGUAAGGCUGGAGCUAUAGUGGGAGCGUAUGGGUUCUUAUACGCUGCACAAAGCAAAGAUCCAAAGAAAACGGAUGCAGGAUACCCAGCGGGUAUUGGAAUAAAGAACUCACUAAUUGUUCUAGGCUGUAUCAAUGCACUUGGAAUGUUGUGUACAUUUUGUGUGCCAGAGCCCAAAGGAAAAUCUCUAGAGGAAGCAUCACAAGAAACUAUAACUGGAGAAGCAUGAGAUCAUUAAACAAAAUUGACCUUUUGGCCAUUACAACAUUACAAUCAGCUUCUUACUUCUUUCCAGAAAGAUUUAAUUUUCUGC
Molecule: messenger RNA, 1755 nt
Organism: Solanum pennellii
Lineage: Eukaryota; Viridiplantae; Streptophyta; Magnoliopsida; Solanales; Solanaceae
Product: probable inorganic phosphate transporter 1-3
Exons: 1
Coding region: 91-1671 (526 amino acids)
Biological process (GO): transmembrane transport; phosphate ion transport
Cellular component (GO): membrane
Molecular function (GO): phosphate transmembrane transporter activity
Source: RefSeq, a predicted model, not a curated record